CAAUCAUCAUAUGAAUUCAAUGAAUCAAUGGAUGUUAAUAAAUUGGAAAAUUUUUAUGAUAUUCCAAUUGAAACAGAAUUUUUACACAAUACAUUUCUACUAUCAAGUUCAGUAAAUUCAAUACGUUUUUGGUCAUUAGAUUGUCCGAUUCAUCAUUCAAAUCCAUUGAUGAUAAAUUCAACCCGUCAUGCAUAUCGUCAACAAUAUGGUAUAUCUGGUAUGUCACUUUAUCGAUCAACGAAAAAUAUUCAUCUAAUCUGGUUCGAUGUACCAAGUUAUCAACUGUAUCAUGGAACCAUAAUAAGACCAAUGAAUAAAAAAGAUUGCAAUUCACUAUUAAGACUUGAAAAUAUUCAACCAUUACAAUUUGAUUCGAAUCCUUAUUCGGAUAAUCCAAAUGGUGAUAAUUUUUUUCAUCUUACAAUCGAUACGAAAAAUCAAUUAUUAUUUCUAUCAAAUUUAUUACAAAAUCGUAUUGAUAUUUAUGAAAUUAAUGAUGAAUCAUUGAUUGAAAAUAAAAUUCAAUGGCGAAAAUCAUUUAAUCAAACUAAUCAUCCAAAAAAUAUACAAGCGGAUUCAAAAUUGAAAAUAUUAUUCUGGAUUGAAUCAUGGAAACGUAUUUGUCGUAUGGAUUAUUCGGAUUUACAAAAUAAUAAUUUAAUUAAAAAUUGUACGGAUGAUUUUUUCAAACAUCAACCAAUUACAAUGACAUUAGAUUCGGAGAAUCAUCGUUUGAUAUGGUCAGAUAAAUCGAAUCAUAUUCUUUCCGGUGAUUAUUGGAUUCGAAAUGAAAUGGAAGCCAUUUCUAUUUAUAAUUCAUCUAUAUCAUCGGUUAUUGAUUUGACAAUUUUUUCCAACCGAGAUAUUCGAAAUGGACAAAAUGAUCAUCAUAAGCAGCAAAAACAAUGGAUUUUUGUACAAGAUCAACAUGAAAUUCAAUUGAUUGAUUUAUCAACAAAUAAUGAAACAAUUGUAUUGAUUGAAUCACAAACAAUAUUUGAAUCAUUAUUGUUAACAUUUCGUGAUAAUGAGGAUAAUCAUCAAAACAACAAUAAUGUUGUUGAUGUCAACAGACAUUCGACAAAACAUCCGAUAAUUUCCGAUGAACAGGAUGAACAUCAACGAAAACAACAACAACAAGAACAGAUUAUUCGAAUCGAUAAUAAUUGGUUUUAUUUUUUUAUUACAAUAUUUAUUAUUAUAAUCAUUUUGAUUGUGAUAUCAAUUAUUUUUACCUGUUUUACAAUUUAUAAUCGUUCAAAUAAUAAUAAUGAUAAUAAUAUCAAUGAUAAUGAUAGUAUUGAAUCAACGUUUCCGGCUAAUCGGUUAUCGAAUCCUGGUUAUCGAAAAUUAGAUCGAAUAUCGGAUGAUCGAAUUUCCGAUUUAUCGGAUAAUUCAUUCACACAACAGCAACAACAACAACAACAACCAUAUUCAACUAGCCUUAACAACAAACCGAAUAAAAUGAAAACAAAAUUAAUUACAAAUGAUAUUGAAGAUAUUGUUGUUGUACCGAUCAAUAUUACAUCACGUGAUUCAAAAGAUUAUAAUAAUAAGAAAUCAUCGUCAUUAUCAUUUAUAAAUCCAUUCAUUUUAGUUAAUAAUUGUGAUACAUGUUUAAUACCUGAACAAUGUCAAGGACAAGGUAUAUGUUUAGCAACUUAUGGUUCAAGAAAUAAAAAUAUUUGUAAAUAAUAAUUAAUAAUAAAAAAACUUGUAAUUUUAAUAAUAAUAAUAAAAAAUUUUCUCCUUUUAACCUAAUCAUCGUUUUACUUGAAAAAAAUUACAAAAAAAAACCUGUUUUAUAAUGUAAUGUAAUAGAUAAUUAUAAAAAAGAGUUUUACGGAGGAAAAAAAAACUA
Molecule: messenger RNA, 1861 nt
Organism: Dermatophagoides pteronyssinus (European house dust mite)
Lineage: Eukaryota; Metazoa; Arthropoda; Arachnida; Sarcoptiformes; Pyroglyphidae
Source: RefSeq, a predicted model, not a curated record